Messenger RNA from Ipomoea triloba (trilobed morning glory), 2479 nucleotides. Its product is annotated as la-related protein 1C-like. Gene Ontology annotation, molecular function: RNA binding. The transcript has 6 exons. NCBI's taxonomy places the organism in Eukaryota, Viridiplantae, Streptophyta, Magnoliopsida, Solanales, Convolvulaceae. The record is from RefSeq and is a predicted model, not a curated record. Bases 430 to 2127 code for a protein of 565 amino acids.
GAGAGGGGAAAAUACAGAGGGAGAGAGAGAGAAAGAGAGAGAAGACUCGCCUCUCUUUUGUUGUGUUGUGGGGUUUCUGUUGCAGUGUUGUUCAAGAGCUAGGCCGAGCCUCUCUGAGCAUUAUCGGAGCAGAGCGCCGAUCUGAUCAUCUCUGUGAUCAGACGAAUUCCAAUAUUUGGAAAAACCCUAGUUUCACUCCAUUUUACUCCUGACUCUCACUCUUCUCUUCUGUAGAGAAUUUUUGAUCGGUUCGAUUUUGGUUUUUACAUAAUUAUUUAAGGUUUUUGGUUUGGUUUUGGAAUUUAGGGCAGGCGAUCAUUCAGUAUAGAGCUGGUUUUGAAACCCUAAUUUGGAGGCCGUUUAUUAUUAUUAUUUUUUCUUUAAAAACUUUUCGAAGCUUCAAGGAAAAGCAAACAAACCCUAGUUUUGAUGGCUACAGCUUCUUCUAACCCCGCUGCUCCGAAUCAUCACUCCCCACGGAGUACGGCCGCCGCCGAAAUCGGCGCUCCAGGCCUAAACAGCCCCAAAUCUCGGCGGUCAUCAUCGUCGACGCGUGGGGUUUCUUCUCCGUGGACUCAGAUUGUCCGCGGCGCUGAAUCGGAUUCAGUCCCUGUUGCGGCCGCCGCCUCUGGAGCGAUCCUUCAAUCUCCACAUUCUCCUUCGUCUGCUAGUGUCGCUCAGGAGCAAUUGGGAAGUUCACCUGAUUUUUCGGCCUCGGCUACAGCUGGAAAUUCAUCCCCGCCAGCGCCGGAGGAUACUGCUGCGGAAGCUCAGGGGGAGAGCCCUGAGAAUGGGAGUGGGAGCAAUGCUGCAAAGAAACCAGUUUGGAACAAACCAAACGGUGCCAAAGAGAUUGGUGCGGUUAUGGGGGCCGUUUCUUGGCCUGCUCUCUCCGAGUCUACUAAGGCUUCUCCAAAGCCUUCUCCCUCUGAUUUGCCUAAAACCAUCUCUGAAGGCUCACUCCCAGCGUCUCAGGGCACUGGUACUGCUUCAUCAUCUUCUUCUCCACAUAAGCAACUUCACACUAAUAAUGCAAACCCUAGUUCAACUCCAAAUCAUGCUCCAAACCGCCAGAGGUCUUUUAAACGUGGUGGCGGAAAUUCAAGCAACAACUCGUCAGCUAAUGGCAACUUCUCUCAGCAACAACAGCCACAUGGUUCGGUGGCUGAUAUGACAACACAUAAUUCUGAAAAAUCUGGUAACUCUGGUGCAGAAUUAUCUUCGAGAGACAAUGUGCAUCGGGAUGGUGGACAGAGAGGAGGAUUUGGAUCUCAAUCACACGGUGGCAAUGAGCACCAACACCACCGAAGUUCCAACAGAAGGGGUAAUGGUGGGCCACGUCCUCGUGGGGAUGGUGGCUCUUAUAACCAUGGACAUGGUGGUGCUCGUGAUCAGGAUCGUGGUGGUCAGGAAUGGACUCCUAAUAGGAAUUUCAGCGGAAGAGAUGCACACAUGCAACCGCCACAAAGAUUUCCAGCUAGGCCCUUUAUACGGGGUCCUCCUACUCCUCCGCCUUUCAUUCCUCCAGCUGUGCCCAUGCGACCUUUCAACCCCCCUAUUAUUUAUCCAGAGGUUGCAUCUUCAGUGUUUUAUGUAACAGGACCACCACCUCCAGAAUCAUUUAGAAUGCCAAUGAUUGGCCCUAUGUCUCCUGUGUUCUAUCAUGUACCAGAUCCCCAGUUGCAUAACAAGAUAGUAAAUCAGAUAGAUUAUUAUUUCAGUAACGAGAAUUUAAUUAAGGACAUGUACUUGCGUGAAAAUAUGGAUGAUCAAGGCUGGGUCCCUAUUAAACUAAUAGCAGGAUUCAAAAAGGUUUCUAAGCUUACGAGCAGUAUACCGAUGAUAUUGGAUGCCUUACAAGCUUCGAGUGUCGUGGAAGUACAGGGUGAGAAAUUGAGGCGACGUAAUGACUGGAUGAAAUGGAUCGUGCCACCAUCUAUGCGUUCUAGUACAAAACUCCAGAGCGUUACAUUGGAUGAGAUGGGUGGCAAUUCUGAAGCAUAUAUUAGUAGAACGUCGUCUGGGGAGCUGACUAGCACCUCUCAGCAGCAAUUUGGCAAUGAAACGACGGGGACGAUCACCGCUCAGGGAGGGCAGUCAGCGGCUGCUGGAAACUCGAGCAACUAAGACUUUGUGGACCGAAGAGGGAGGGAGGCCCAAUCUUGACGAGAACAAUCAGCUUGGCCUGGAGGCGCGUACAGAGUUGUACAACGAACUCUCACAUUGGAAAUAGACAGGCAAACCUAAAGCGGAUUGAAAAGAGAAACAAUUUAUUAAAAAUAAAAGAGAACACAAAGGAUAGAGAGUUACAUGACUUUAAAGCUGGUUGCUUGAGUUUGUUGGGAUGUAUAUUUUGUUUUUUAUUUCGGGAUAAAGUCUUAACGUUCUUUAUUUCUUUUUUUUGCUGUGUGCCAUUAUUACUAUUGUGCAUGGGGAGUUUUGAUUCCACUUACCCCAUGCCAUUCCAGAUCCUUGGUUA